AUGGUAGGCAUAGUGAAGUACGCGCCCAUCAACGGCGGCGCGUUGUUCUCAGACGUCAAAACCCAUUUCUCAAUCACCAGAGCCAAAAGAACUGUCACCGUCGCCUACGCCUUCAUCUCCAUCUUCACGGCCUUCACCAUUUUUCUCGCCUUCAGCCCUUCUGCAAAUCCUUCUUCUCCCUGGUUCACAAACACCCCGAGGAGCGGCGGUACUGCAAAUUCGAACCCUUACCCCUCGAUUUUUUCCGAUGAGUCCUACAGAUCUCAUUUUUCUUCAAUUUAUAGUUAUUUUUUCCCAAAUUCAUCGGGACCCAGUUCGGAUAAUAAGCCUUCUGUUGUGAAAGACCAGACAAAGGCCGAAGCUUCAACUCAUAAAGAUGAAGUUUUGAAGCCAGAGAAACCCUCUGUAAAUCAAACCGUGAAGAACAGCACAAACCCAUCAAAGCCCUCAACAGAGAUGAAAAAUCAGGCCCAAAAUAAGACGUCACAGGGCGAAAAAUCGCUUAAAGAUGGAGUCUUUAAUAAGUCAAAUUCAAGUGUUGCUGCAAAAGGAGAAAAUGAUGUUAUGGUCAAGAAUGUAACUUCCUUGCAGAAUAAACAGAAUAAUGGCUCGAAUUUGGGUGUGUCCAAUAAGGGAUUUGAUGAUCUGAUUCAGUCUCUGAUGAAGUGUGAUCUGUUUGAUGGGAAUUGGGUGAGAGAUGAAUCUUAUCCGCUGUACAAGCCUGGUUCUUGUUCUCUGAUUGACGAGCAAUUUGAUUGUUUCCUUAAUGGUAGGCCUGAUAAUGGCUACUACAAACUGAAGUGGAAGCCAAAGGGUUGCAUUCUCCCAAGGUUAGAUGGAGGUCGUUUUUUGGAGUUACUGAGAGGAAAGAGAUUAGUUUUCGUGGGUGAUUCUUUGAACAGGAAUAUGUGGGAAUCUCUUGUCUGCAUCCUCCGGAACUCUGUGAAAGAUCAGAAGAAAGUUUAUGAAGAAAAUGGCCGGCACAGUUUCCGUGGAGAGGUUUCUUAUUCCUUUGUCUUUGAAGACUAUAAAUGCACGGUGGAAUUUUUCGUGACUCCGUUUUUGGUUCAAGAAUGGGAAGUAACGGGAAAGAAUGGGACAAAAAAGGAAACACUAAGACUCGAUUUGGUUAGCCAAUCGGCCGAUAAGUAUAAAAACGCGGACAUCAUCGUUUUCAAUACAGGGCACUGGUGGACUCACGAGAAGACUUCUUUAGGGAAGGACUAUUAUCAAGAGGGCAGCCACGUGUACAGUGACUUGAAUGUUCUGGAAGCUUUCCGGAAGGCUACAACGACAUGGGCAAGGUGGAUAGACGCUAAUGUCAAUCCAAAUAAGUCGCUCGUGUUCUUCAGAGGCUACUCUGCAUCUCAUUUUAGCGGUGGACAAUGGAACUCAGGUGGGCAAUGUGACCACGAAAUGGAACCCAUACAGAACGAGACAUAUCUCGCAUCAUAUCCCCCAAAAAUGACCGUCUUGGAGAAAGUCAUAAGAAACAUGAAAACCCGUGUGACUUAUCUAAACGUCACGCGCAUGACGGACUAUCGAAAGGAUGGCCACCCAUCCAUAUACCGGAAAAGAAAUUACACCGAUGAGGAAAGAAGAUCGCCAUUGAGUUUUCAAGACUGCAGUCAUUGGUGCCUUCCGGGUGUGCCUGAUGUGUGGAAUGAAAUCCUAUACGCAGAAAUAUUGGUGAGACUGAACCAGAAGCAGCAAGAGAAAAAAAAAUCUUAG
Messenger RNA from Striga hermonthica, 1731 nucleotides. Lineage: Eukaryota; Viridiplantae; Streptophyta; Magnoliopsida; Lamiales; Orobanchaceae. The record is from the annotation of a GenBank genome assembly.